Molecule: messenger RNA, 3990 nt
Organism: Didymodactylos carnosus
Lineage: Eukaryota; Metazoa; Rotifera; Eurotatoria; Philodinida; Philodinidae
Source: the annotation of a GenBank genome assembly
AUGCCUCAAUAUUUCGGCAGUCUGCCGACAACAACAGAUGCUUGGACCGCUAUUGGUCGUGUUCAUAGCAUCAAACAUGAGGAUAAAAAUACAAUUCAUCUACAAUGUGAUAAUGCUCGUGUAUCCAUUAGUGUAUUAGACUCAAAUCUCGUUCGUGUACGACUAUGUGGAAAAGAUGAAGAAUUUUUACCACAACGACCUUGGGGUGUGACAUUGGAUGAUUCGGAAUGGAUAAAAGAAAACUCCCAAAUAAUUGUGCAGGAAAGUCAGGAUUCAAUUAAUAUUCAAACAAGACAGAUACGUAUCUCAAUUCAACGUGAAAAAUGUUUAAUUGCAUUCUUCGAUGAUCAGAAUCGAGCAUUCGCACAAGACACAGAUAUAGGUAUGGGUUGGCGAAUGGGUAGUGUAGCUGGUUGGAAAAAGAUUGAAAAUGAUGAACAUUUUUAUGGUUUUGGAGAACGCACAGGAUAUUUAGAUAAAUUAUCUGAAAUAAAGACAAAUUGGGCUGUGAACUGUUUAGACUUUGAUUCUUUAACAGAUGAAAUGUAUAUGGCUAUUCCGUUUUACAUUGCAUUACGUUCAAAUCUAAUGUAUGGUUUUUAUUUCAAUACAACCUAUUGGAGUCAGUUCGAUAUCGGUUGUGAAAAACCUGGACAAUUGAAAUAUGAAACGAGACAUGGUGGACAGUUAGAUUAUUAUGUAAUGUAUGGAAAACAACCAUCAGAAAUUAUUCGAACAUAUACUCAAUUAACAGGGAGAAUGCCGCUUCCCCCAAAGUGGGCAUUAGGCUAUCAUCAAUGUCGUUGGAGUUAUGAAUCGGAGAAUAUUGUACGUGAUUUAGCAAAAAAUUUUCGUCAACGCAAAAUUCCCUGUGAUGUAAUCCAUUUAGAUAUUGAUUACAUGCGUGGCUAUAGAGUAUUUACAUGGAGUAAUAAACGAUUCCCUAAUGCAAAACAAAUGAUUAAUGAUAUUAAACAAGAAGGUUUUAAAGUUGUUCCCAUUAUUGAUCCAGUGAAAUAUGAGCCGGAAGCUGACUUUGCACCGUUUGAUGAAGGAAUGGAAAAUGACUAUUUUGUUCGCCAUCGUGAUGGAAGACUUUUUCACGGGUAUGCCUGGCCAGAAAAAAUUGUCUUUCCCGAUUUUGUACGAUCAUCUGUUCGUGAAUGGUGGGGUAAUAUACACAAAACUUUGAUUGAAGAUGGCGUAUGUGGAAUUUGGAAUGACAUGAACGAACCUGCCGUUAGUGAUCGUCCAAUUGGUGAUGGUGGUGCAAAAAUUUGUUUUCCACUAGACGCCAUACAUGAUAUUGAUCGCAAGAGACAAGAUGAUACAAACGGUCCAAUAAAUAAUAAAACUGUUAUUCUACAAGCAUCUGCUUCGCAUUCAGAAGUACACAAUUUAUACGGUUUACUAAUGACACGGUCAACAGCAGAAGGGUUACGACGAUUACGUCCAAAAGAGCGUUCAUUUCUUUUAACACGCUCUGGGUUUGCUGGUGUCCAGCGCUAUUCGGCUGUUUGGAUGGGAGAUAAUCAUUCUAAAUGGGAUUAUUUAGAAACAUCAAUGCCAAUGCUAUGCAACAUGGGUUUAUCCGGUGUUUCUUUUGUGGGGGCUGAUAUUGGAGGGUUUGCAUCUAAUGCAACAGCUGAAUUAUUUGCGAGAUGGAUGCAAUUAGGCGUUUUAUAUCCAUUUUGUCGUGGUCAUUCUGCAAUGACAACUGCCAGACACGAACCGUGGACUUUUGGUGAAAAAGUUGAAAAUAUAUGUCGUGACUAUUUGAAUUUACGUUAUCAAUUGUUACCCUAUUUAUACACACUAUUUUGGGAGUCAUCGAUGACCGGUUCACCAAUUUUACGUCCAUUGCUAUAUCAUUAUUUUGACGAUAGUAAAACAUAUGCUUUGUAUGAUCAAGUACUAUUGGGUGAAUGGUUAAUGGCUGCGCCUAUUUAUCGUCAAGGUGUAGAAUGUCGUUGUGUUUAUUUACCAAGGGGUACAUGGUAUGAUUGGUGGACAAAUGAAAUAUACGAAGGUUCAAAAUAUAUUUUAGCUUCUGCUCCUCUAGAAAAAAUGCCACUCUAUGUUCGUUCGUGUGCUAUUAUUCCAAUGCAACCAAUUGUACAACAUACAAAUGAAAUUGUCAAUAAAUUAUUUCUAAAUGUUUAUCCACCACAAGAUCAGAAUGAACGGGGUGAAUUUAUUUUGUAUGAAGAUGAUGGAAAUACAUUUGAUUAUCAAUAUGGUAUUUAUUCAACAACGAAAUUUUGCGUUUAUAUAGAUGAAAAACCAGUUGCAAAAGAUGAUCAAGAGAAUGAUCCACAGAUGGAAGAAAAGAACGUUGACUUUGCUUUUACUGUUGCAUAUCCGACGAAUCUGAUACAUCUAAAACUGCUCAUGGACGAUGAUGAUGAUGAUACUAACAACAACAAUGAUCCUCCGACAGAGGAUACAUGUUAUCGUAAUUCAAGGUUUUAUGAUGCAUCACUAAAACGAUCAAAUAGUUCACCGGCUAUUCAUAUGAUCAUUAAUAAUCUUGAUAAUGAUGUACAAUAUGAUGAUCUGGAUCUUUGUGCGUCUAAAUUUCGUCGGUACAGUUCGUCUUUUGUUGGUUCUUCACAAUAUUCAAAAAUCGGACGUUUAGCUCAAAUUAUGAAGAACGAAAUUGGAAAUCCUAUAAUGGAUGAAGUUUCACAAGAACGUGAUUUACAUGAUAAUAUUAAAAUGUCGAUAUCAUUUACUGAUCUUGCUGUUGGAGAUGAACAGUUACCUCCACCAAUAGCUCAGUCGAUCGAUAGUCGUCGUUCAUCAAUCAAUAGUUCCGAUUCAUCCACCAAUUAUUGUCUACCUUUAAGUCCCUCAACUCCAAUUCGAACUGGUAGCAUUGUUAGUAAUCAACGGCAAUGUUAUUCACCUGCUUUACAGCAACAAGUUGCACCAUUCCAGUGUUAUUUAUCGAGUCCACCAAGUCGUUCACAAAGUCCAAUAGCCAAGUCAUCGUCAUCUUCAUCUUCUUGCUCAUUGUCAACACAUCUAGCAACCUUUCCUCCGAAUCUAAAACGAAAAAAUUGUGAAGAUCGAGAUAACGCUUGUCAAACAAAUAAACGAACGGCACUCGAUAAAGAUUAUUUAUUUGGAGAACAAAAUACUUCUUCACCCGAAUCAUUUUCAAGUGAACAUGGUCCAUUGACUGUGCCCUCACCAUUAAUUAAUACAAUCAACAAUAAUAAUCUUAUAUUAUCGUCCAACUCAUCGUCAUUUAAACCAGUUCUUCGUCGAUUGUCAAAUACAACUUCACAACAGACACAGCAACAGCAUUCAACUAGUUUUAAUAUUUAUACCAUUACACCCUCUUCUUUUCCACUUUCUUCACAUCAACAACAAAUUGAUAUUGAUUUAUCAUAUUCAAGUAAUCAUUUUGGUUCAACUUGUUCAAGUCCAACAUCGUCUACAUCCUCUUCCUGUUCGUUCGUACCAAUAUCACCGGCAACAACAGCGUCAACAUAUUCCUCUUGUAUAUCUGCAUCAUCAUUACUAGUACCAUCAGCUCAUUCAUUCGACAAACAUAAUAUUCAUUCAUUAGUAAUUCCAUCAUCGGAUUCACGCUCAACGGAAACAAUCACAUCUACAAUAAGGUCACAGCAAUAUAAUUAUUCUCAUUCAAAAAUAAAAUCCGGCUCAUCGAAUCAAUUACAACGUGAUCGUUCAUUAGAAACUGACUCUGAUUCAACAAAAGCGACAUCUGAUACUUCUACUACCACAAGAAAGUUAGAGCCAUUAUCUGUUUUAUUACCAUCACUUGACACCUUCGAAGCAACUGCAGUAGUGAACGACGAUGAUGGUUAUUCAUCGGCUUGUGCCAGUCCCAAACGAUCAAUUGUUGACAAUAAUGUGACGAAAUAUACGUUUCAAACAUAUUCAAUUGAUUCGAAUAGUCCCAUCCCUUCUUCUCCAACUACGGAUAAUUUAGAUUUAGAUAUUGCUCAGAAUGAUUAG